Penicillium malachiteum is the source of this 513-nucleotide messenger RNA. RefSeq lists its product as uncharacterized. The transcript has 2 exons. The record is from RefSeq and is a predicted model, not a curated record. NCBI's taxonomy places the organism in Eukaryota, Fungi, Ascomycota, Eurotiomycetes, Eurotiales, Aspergillaceae. Bases 1 to 513 code for a protein of 170 amino acids.
AUGCGGUGGACAUUGGACUUGAAGUUGGCCCGAGUAUCGUGCAAUCUGUGUGGAACAGACUACCAGGUUGAACACCGAAUAUAUCACGGAAACGAAACGGGUAUUGUUCUGACAAGGUGGUUUAACUUGGGCCCUGGCUUCAGCCCAGAGGACAACCGAUGGAAAGUCCUCUGUACGGCAUCGAAUGAUGCCGUCCUGGACCCAGUUGAACGGCUGGAAAGCCCGAGAAGAAGUUGGGAGAACGGAGCGGCCUCACUCCAGUCACUGGAUGAGCUGAAGAAAAAGAACGUGGCCUUGCUCAAAGACCAUCAAUUUAUGAAGGUCAUGCGAAAGAGUUCUGUGGCCGAGGGGAUCUGGGAAAUCCCAUCGAAGCUUCACCGCGGCAAGUGGGAACCUGCUUCCAUAUGGAAAGCAAGACUGAAUCAAUGGAAAAGAUCUCCAUUGAGAUCUCCAAUUGGCGGUCAGUCUAGUCUUGAGGCCACGAGUGGCGAGGGCGACGAUGUCACCUCAUGA